CUGUGAAUAGCAGAAUACGGACAUGUGUUAUUGGCGAACAGCUGAUCGUUCUGGACUGUUACGCGACUGAGUAACAAAAAAAGUUUGGUCAACAUUUUAAUGAAUUAAAAAUCAUAAAAUGCUGCGUUCACUGGUUACUGGUGCACUUCGCAGUGUUUGCCGAGUGUCGCCGGCUUCUGCACUGCAAGAAACGCAGCGAGCAUGUUUCAGUCAGUUGAUAAAAGCGUCUGCUCCCGCCCAGAAUAGGAUAAAUCUGCUUCCAGCCUGCAGCAUGACGCCAGCGUCAUCACCCAUGUUGUUGCAAUUGCCGGCACUGACAGCUCUGCCCGCCCGCAGCGUUACAAAGUUCUCCCUCAUCAAGGGCAAGCGGAAGACUGUGAAGGCGGUGCUGAAGCGUUUCAAGCGCCUGGAUUGGGGAGCCUGGAUCAGGACACACUCUGGCCGCCAUAAGAAACUGUUUAAGAAGUCCAAUGAACUGAAGCGUCGUCUGCGCCAGCAUGUGUUAACCAAUGCCAACCAGAGCUGGUUGCUGGACAAGAUGGUCACGAGCUAUUGGCGUCGACCCAAGCACUACAUUGACGAUCCUUAUGCUCCUUACCACAAGCGCGAUGAGUACUUUGCCACCAAAUCGAAAUCAUUUAAAGUGUAAAUUAAUAAUUGAUUAAAUGCAAAACAUUGUUUA
This is a messenger RNA of Drosophila innubila, 682 nucleotides long. It is a transcript of the gene mRpL35, whose product is annotated as 39S ribosomal protein L35, mitochondrial. NCBI's taxonomy places the organism in Eukaryota, Metazoa, Arthropoda, Insecta, Diptera, Drosophilidae. The transcript is spliced from 2 exons. Gene Ontology annotation, biological process: translation. Gene Ontology annotation, molecular function: structural constituent of ribosome. Gene Ontology annotation, cellular component: mitochondrion; ribosome. The record is from RefSeq and is a predicted model, not a curated record. Bases 119 to 649 code for a protein of 176 amino acids.